Molecule: messenger RNA, 1149 nt
Organism: Durio zibethinus
Lineage: Eukaryota; Viridiplantae; Streptophyta; Magnoliopsida; Malvales; Malvaceae
Product: mitotic checkpoint protein BUB3.2-like
Molecular function (GO): protein binding
Source: RefSeq, a predicted model, not a curated record
CAUUUGUAAAUUUCAAAUCUCCUUCCCUCUCUGUCUCGCCACUUACUCAGUUACACACUCUUCCCUAUCUGAAAACCCCAAAAACUCUAAUCACUGUCACUCGUUUCCUCUCUAACAGCCAAUCAAGCGAUGACAGUUGUCCACCCGCCUCCGACUCCAGGGCUCGAGCUCUCCAACCCUCCGACGGACGGGAUCUCGAACCUUCGAUUCUCCAACCACAGCGAUCACCUACUCGUCUCCUCAUGGGAUAAGAGUGUGAGAUUUUACGACGAAAGCGCCAACCCAUUGCGAGGAGAGUUCAUGCAUCGUGGUCCUGUACUUGAUUGCUGCUUCUACGAUGAUUCCUCUGGGUUCAGUGCCUGCGCUGAUAAUACGAUUAGAAGGAUAGUAUUCAGCUAUGAAAAGGAGGAUAUUUUAGGUAGACAUGAUGCUCCCGUGCGUUGUAUAGAGUACUCUUAUGCAGCAGGACAAGUGAUCACAGGCAGUUGGGACAAGACAUUGAAAUGUUGGGAUCCAAGAGGUGCAAGUGGGCAGGAGCACACUCUUGUCGGCACAUACCCACAACCUGAGCGUGUUUACUCAUUAUCUCUGGUUGGAAAUCGUUUAGUUGUGGCAACUGCAGGAAGACAUGUAAAUGUUUAUGAUUUGCGAAAUAUGUCUCAGCCUGAGCAACAAAGGGAAUCUUCAUUGAAAUAUCAAACUAGAUGUGUGAGAUGUUAUCCAAAUGGAACAGGAUAUGCUCUUAGUUCUGUUGAAGGGCGAGUUGCAAUGGAGUUCUUUGAUCUCUCAGAGACCAGUCAAGCCAAAAAGUAUGCCUUUAAGUGCCAUCGGAAAUCUGAGGCUGGACGGGACAUUGUAUAUCCAGUAAAUGCCAUUGCAUUCCAUCCUGUCUAUGGUACAUUUGCAACUGGAGGUUGUGAUGGUUUUGUAAAUGUGUGGGAUGGAAACAAUAAGAAGAGGCUGUAUCAGUAUUCAAAGUACCCAACAAGCAUUGCUGCUGUUUCAUUCAGCAGAGAUGGGCGACUGUUGGCUGUGGCGUCAAGUUACACAUUUGAAGAUGGGGAUAAGCCACAUGAACCUAAUGCCAUCUUUGUACGUAGUGUAAAUGAAAUUGAAGUCAGGCCAAAACAUCCUAACCCUCCAGCAUAG